UGCAAAAGUUGAAUAAGCAACAAAAAGAGUGGGAUGAGAAAGAAGAGAAAGCUGGUGAGGAACUGCUUGCACUUCACCAGGAGUUUGCUCGCUUGCAGACUCAAAUGGCGGAGGCUGCUAGUCGCUUGAGUCGUAUUCGUACGACGAGGAAGUUGGUGAGAGAGCGUCAGGCCGAGGCCUUUGAGCGGGGGAUGCAGGAGAUCGACGAGGAGGAUGGUGUACUUCCAGCGUUGGACGCUCACGAGAAGUGGGUAGUGAACGACCUUCAAGCCGCUGGGGUACCAAGCGAUCCAGCGUGGCAAGAGUUUGGCUUAGGUCUGGACUUUGUCGAUCUGGGUCCUUUAGUGCCUGAUGCUGGUGGUGCUUCGGUGUCGUCUUAG
Colletotrichum chrysophilum is the source of this 380-nucleotide messenger RNA. RefSeq lists its product as uncharacterized. The record is from RefSeq and is a predicted model, not a curated record. NCBI's taxonomy places the organism in Eukaryota, Fungi, Ascomycota, Sordariomycetes, Glomerellales, Glomerellaceae. The annotation marks the transcript as partial. The transcript has a single exon.